CGUGACAGUCGCUCGAUUGGAUUAUUAUGCGCGGUGGAAAAAUACAGUUGAUUUCAUUACUUUGAUCAUACAUAUUUGUUUGAAUAUAGAAAAAUUUUGAAAAGAGAAAGAUAAAAGGUAGAAGACCGUGUCUCAGAAGAAACGAGCGUCUAUUUUGAAGGAACAAUUCCGUGACGCGACGAUCCUGACUUAUUUCGUUUACAUGCAAGGACUGUGUGAUUAGAGUUGCUAUAUAUUUACAUCUUAACAUGUCGAAUUGACACGUCGAAGUAACAUUUAAAACUGCGAGAUUUCGGCCUGACGUGAUAUUUCAAACGAUGGCUGCUAAAGUGUAUCAAUCUGAUCAAGAGUUAGAAACGAAAGUUAAGAAAGCAACGGAACGUAUAUCAGAAAACAUGCACAUCGUCGCGAACGAGCCAUCGCUUGCAUUUUACAGACUGCAGGAACACGUGAGGAAAGCGUUGCCACCAAUGGUGGAGAAACGCGUAGAGGUGCUAGCGCUGCAGCAACAAUUGUUAGGUAGAUGCUACGACGUGGAGUAUGCGGUCAGCGCUAUCCGAACGAUGCAGGGCGCUGGGAAGAGUUUUGAGAAUACCUUGGAAUUCAUCAAGAACGCUAUAUUUUUCAAGCAGCAGCUCAAGUACGAGGAGCAAAGGCGACAUAAGAAGGACGGCAGUAGGGACUCUGUCUACAAGAGACUGUCGGCGCAUAUCCCGACGUUGGAUCAUCUACCGGAUGAGAUCUCGGACGUGGUACGGGAAACAGCGAAUCGCGUGGAAUCGAUGAUGAAUCAUGCCCGUCACUCAAGCGAUACACAACGAUCAACCACCACCCACAAUUAGAAAGAUGGAGGAAGGAACGCUCGAAUUUCUGUGAUAACAGCUCGCUCAUUCGUGAAUUUUAUACGUGUAGAUUACAACGUCGUACAUAAUACUAUUGCUACAAUAAACAUGAUGAACAGAAACAUUUCUACUCUUAUUUUCUUAGUGAUGCGACAACUCGUUUAUUUCGAGAAUCGAGUAACUCGUAUUCAUUUUAGUAAAG
Molecule: messenger RNA, 1044 nt
Organism: Cyphomyrmex costatus
Lineage: Eukaryota; Metazoa; Arthropoda; Insecta; Hymenoptera; Formicidae
Product: protein MEF2BNB homolog
Exons: 2
Coding region: 318-842 (174 amino acids)
Cellular component (GO): BORC complex
Source: RefSeq, a predicted model, not a curated record